GGCGGCAGGAGGAGGAGGAGGAGGGCGGCGCAGAGCGCAGACAUGGCGGCCAACAUGUACCGAGUGGGAGAUUAUGUUUAUUUUGAAAAUUCUUCCAGCAAUCCAUAUCUCAUUAGGAGAAUUGAAGAACUUAACAAGACUGCCAAUGGGAACGUGGAAGCGAAAGUGGUGUGUUUUUACAGGCGAAGAGAUAUUUCUAACAGCCUUAUAAUGCUUGCAGAUAAGCAUGCUAAAGAAGUUGAAGAAGAGUCUGAAACUACAAUUGAGGUUGAUUUGACUGAUAAACAGAAACAUCAGUUGAAGCACAGAGAGCUUUUCCUUUCUCGCCAGUAUGAGUCCCUACCAGCAACGCAUAUCAGGGGAAAAUGCAGCGUUGCACUUCUGAAUGAGACAGAAUCUGUGCUGUCAUACCUGGAGAAAGAGGAUACUUUUUUUUAUUCAUUGGUGUAUGAUCCAUCAUUGAAAACACUUUUAGCAGACAAGGGAGAAAUCAGAGUGGGGCCUAGAUAUCAAGCAGAUGUGCCAGACAUGCUUGUGGAAGGAGAAUUAGAUGACAGAGAACAGGCAAAGCUGGAAGUAAAAGUAUGGGAUCCAGAUAGCCCCCUUACUGACCGUCAGAUUGACCAGUUUUUAGUUGUAGCACGUGCGGUUGGCACGUUUGCCCGAGCUUUGGAUUGCAGUAGUUCUGUCAGGCAACCCAGUUUACACAUGAGUGCAGCUGCUGCUUCCCGAGACAUCACACUGUUUCACGCAAUGGACACACUGCAUAAACACAACUAUGAUCUGAGCAGUGCCAUCGGGGUUCUGGUGCCACUGGGAGGGCCUGUCUUGUGUAGAGAUGAAAUGGAGGAGUGGUCAGCAUCAGAAGCUAGUUUAUUUGAAGAGGCUUUGGAGAAGUAUGGCAAGGACUUCAAUGACAUUCGACAAGACUUUCUCCCUUGGAAGUCGCUGACUAGCAUCAUUGAGUAUUACUACAUGUGGAAAACCACUGACAGAUAUGUGCAGCAGAAACGUCUGAAAGCAGCUGAAGCAGAAAGUAAAUUGAAACAAGUAUACAUCCCCACCUACAAUAAACCAAAUCCCAAUCAAAUAUCCAGCAACAAUGGGAAACCUGCUGCAGUCAACGGAGCAAUGGGAGCCUCUUACCAGGCACAAGCCACAGUAAUAGGUCGGGCUUGUGAAAGCUGCUAUACUCCGCAGUCUCACCAAUGGUAUUCUUGGGGCCCUCCUAAUAUGCAAUGUAGGUUGUGUGCAUCUUGCUGGAUUUAUUGGAAGAAAUAUGGUGGCCUGAAAAUGCCCACACAGACAGAUGAAGAUAAGCUGUCUUCCAGCCAACCUACAGAGGAGUCGCAUGUCCGAACUCACCUGUCCCGGCAGGCCACGCAGGGCACCCCGGUCCGUAACACGGGCAGUCCCAAGUCAGCGGUGAAAACACGGCAGGCUUUCUUUCUGCACACCACCUGUUGGACAAAACUGGCCCGUCAGGUCUGCAAAAAUACCCUCCGGCUGCGGCAGGCAGCACGACGUCCCUUUGUCCCUAUUAACUGUGCUGCCAUUAAGGCAGAAUAUGCAGAUCGACAUUGUGAACUUGCUGGGAAUCCUCUGAAGAUAAAAAGCACCAGAAAACCACUGUCAUGUAUCAUUGGGUAUUUAGAGAUACAUCCUGCUGUGAAACCCAGUGUAAUCAGGUCAACACCAAGCCUUCAAAGUCCAAGUGCAAAACGACUGCUUGCACCCUCCAACCACUCUUCAUUAAGUAUUUUGGGGAAAAGAAACUACAGCCAUCAUAACGGGCUUGAUGAAUCACCCAGCCAUACAACAAGAACAAUCAUGCAUGCUGCUCCCCACAUCCAUAUGACUAAUGGUAAGGCCUUGCAGGCCAGUGCAAGUGCCAUUAAGACAAGCACCAUUCCAGUGAUCAAGAGACAGAGGCAAAAUUGGCUUGAUGCUUCAGAUGAUGGUUUCUUUAUAGCUACAGAAGAGACCAGUGCUGAAGCAGUUAGAAACCUUCUCACGAAAAAUCCGUAAGAAGUUCACCAGGUCACAGCUGAAAAGAGCUUCCAGAACACCUUGUUCUCCGAUCAUUGCAAAGACAAAGUCUCUCAUGAACAAUAGGCAGGCCCGAACAGAGCCAGGAUCCAUCAUACACUGAAGAUAUAACAGCAUCAGCAGCAUAAUA
Molecule: messenger RNA, 2179 nt
Organism: Vidua macroura (Pin-tailed whydah)
Lineage: Eukaryota; Metazoa; Chordata; Aves; Passeriformes; Viduidae
Gene: MTA3
Product: metastasis associated 1 family member 3
Exons: 20
Coding region: 43-2028 (661 amino acids)
Biological process (GO): negative regulation of transcription by RNA polymerase II
Cellular component (GO): NuRD complex; nucleoplasm
Molecular function (GO): histone deacetylase binding; transcription coactivator activity; chromatin binding
Source: RefSeq, a predicted model, not a curated record